AUCUGUCCUCCUGGCUGUUGUCUCACCGUCUGUCCCGGAGCCUGCAGGCUGCAGAGGAACAUGCGGACUGCGGGGCUCCGACCGGCCGCGGCGCUGGUUCUGUUCGGCGCAGCGCUGUGCGCCAGUCGGGCCGAGGUGAUCGAUGACUUGCUGGGCAGCCUUUCCCGCGGGGUGUCCUUCCUGGAGCGGCAGCAUGAGCACAUCAACCUGGACGGGGCGGUGGGCUUCGUCAUGCUGCAGGCCGAGCUGAAGGCAGCGGUCCGGACCUGGCCGCACACAGACCCGGUCAGCUGGGCUCAGAGAACCGCAGCCGUCGCUCUGCUCGGCCGCCUGGAUCAAAGCCUGGACAAGGCCGUCGCCGCCCUGAGGCUCAACGACCCCAAAUACUACAGAGAGUUUGAGCCGCUGCUGACUUGGACGUUUUGGAUGAUUCCUCAGGAGUGGCGCUCCACGGAUCCCAGCCUGGUUUAUCCCUCAACUUUGACCUCUGAGUGUUACGACGAGCAGCUGAGCGAUAAGUGCCUGACGCUGCUGCUGGGGACCUGGAAGAUGAACGGGACGCCCUGCAUCGUCACCAAGCCCUGCCGGGACACCAUGACCCGGUUCGGUUGCCCACAUUACUCCCUGUCCCACCAGCUCCUCUACUUUAUGAUUGGCAGAAUGAGAGGUUGCAACAACUUGUUGAAAGGUGACACGCGAGCGUCCCGAGCCAACAUGACCGAACAAAACUACCAGGACAUUUUCUGCUCCAACAUGAUGAAGGCUAACCAGGACAUCAUCGCUAACGGUUUAACCGAACAAACAGUCGACAUCUUCAUUGAAAACAUCCUGAUUUGUGGAUUAGCUGGUUUUUCCGACUUCCACAAAACCGACUGGCUGCAGCACAUUCUCAGGCUGCAAGACGACGAAGUCGGCUGUUUUGGGAGGGACAGUGAAGUCAAACGGAGAAGAUACUUCCUGGUCAACGGCUGCUCCAGUCACAUGACGGCGGUGGCGGUGGGCGCCCUGGGAGGAUACCUGAACUUUCACCUGACAGAGCAGGACAUAACGAAGAGGCCGCUGUCCUAACAGACUGUCCACAACGCCUGUUAUAUCAACGCAUUGGUUGAUGUUUAAAACAAUGCUGGAAGUUUGUGUGUUUAUCCACUUGGUAAAACUGGAUUAAGUUCAGCUCAUGUAAAAGCGCACACACACACACACACACACACACACACACACACACACACACACACACACACACACACACACACACACACACACACACACACACACACACUCACUCUUUACUGUGAAUAUAAAAACUAUUUGUGUCUGUGACAGAUAUAACUUCAUAUGAGAAAUAAUCCUGAUUGUUACUAAAUUUCUGCAUGAACUCGUCCCUGAAGUUUGACCCACUUUAUUCACGUCGCUUUGAAUUUUUGCUAAACAAAAGUUUUCUGACUCCAGAAAACAUUUUCUGUCUGUUUUGCAGACAGAAAAUGUUGUUAAAUGUUGUGUUUUAUGAAGUUAAGCAUUAAAGAUCUGAAACUAAUUUCCAUUAAAAACCUUCAGGCAUCUGUA
Messenger RNA from Poeciliopsis prolifica (blackstripe livebearer), 1560 nucleotides. It is a transcript of the gene cunh16orf89, whose product is annotated as chromosome unknown C16orf89 homolog. Gene Ontology annotation, cellular component: membrane; cytosol. Lineage: Eukaryota; Metazoa; Chordata; Actinopteri; Cyprinodontiformes; Poeciliidae. The transcript is spliced from 8 exons. The record is from RefSeq and is a predicted model, not a curated record. Bases 61 to 1068 code for a protein of 335 amino acids.